Molecule: messenger RNA, 2233 nt
Organism: Pocillopora verrucosa
Lineage: Eukaryota; Metazoa; Cnidaria; Anthozoa; Scleractinia; Pocilloporidae
Product: N-acyl-phosphatidylethanolamine-hydrolyzing phospholipase D-like
Biological process (GO): N-acylethanolamine metabolic process; N-acylphosphatidylethanolamine metabolic process
Cellular component (GO): membrane-bounded organelle; cytoplasm
Molecular function (GO): zinc ion binding; N-acylphosphatidylethanolamine-specific phospholipase D activity
Source: RefSeq, a predicted model, not a curated record
CGGCCGUCACCACCAAAAACACAAGGAUGUCAAAUAGAUCAGAAUGUACCAUUCUACAUUACGCUGAGCCAUUUCAUGCAACUCUACAACAUUUGUGUGUACGCUGUACCAUUCGACAUUACGCUGAGCCAUUUCACGCAACGCUACACUGUUUGUAUGUACGCUGUACCAUUCGACAUUACGCUGAGCCAUUUCACGCAACGCUACACCAUAUGUGUGUACGCUGUACCAUUCUACAUUAGGCUGAGCUAAUUGACGCAACGCUUUACCGUUUGUGCGUACGCUGUGUUACUCGACGUUGCCCCGAGCCAUUUGACGCAACGUAACAUCGUUUGUGUACUUUAUUGCAAAUGAGUGCCAAGCUAUUCGCAAUUGAGCUAGUCCAUUUCACAAUUUCAUUUUCCAACUCGACAUGGGCAACUAGACCGUUUAUCAUUUGGCUAAGCUAUCCAUGUUUAGGGUGUUCUGUUUCACGAAGGAAAACUAAACCGUCUAUAAUUUGGCCAUGCCAUUCCUUUAUUAGUUAUUCAAUCCUGCAGCUGAUCUUUAUACCAGCUUUGUAUUUGCUGAUCUAUUUGACAUCCUCGAAUUUUUGGUGGUGACAGAUGCCCAUAAUAUCCGAACCGCAGACAGUUCGGCUUCAGUUCUCGCGCGGUCAUUCGAAGUAAACAUGGCGAUGGGGAAGAGCAGUGUCGAUCAGUUUUUUGAUGACAAAGUCGAACAGGAAAAAGAAUCAGAAACCUUGCAAAGAGCAGUACAAGUAAAUGGUCGUUAUGUUGAUCCUUGGGGUACCGCUCAUAUGCCAUCAUUGUUUGAGGUUCUUAGGUGGAAGAUGACUGAGAAAAAUGAACGAGGAGUUCGUGGAAACUGGAAGGAACUGUUUCGUUUCAACACUGAGGAGCUGGAGCAAAACCUUCCUGUCCUGACCCUCGACAGUACAGUUUUAUCAUCACCUCCUUCAGAUAAUAUUCAAGUGACGUGGCUUGGGCAUGCCAGUGUUCUUGUUCAAAUGGAUGGUUUUAAUAUUUUAGCUGACCCCAUUCUCAACAGCUACUGUGGACCCACACAAUUAUUCAGCAUGACACGCUAUAGACCUGCUCCCUGUACUGUAAAUGAACUACCUAGAAUCGACGCAGUAUGCAUCAGUCAUGACCACUACGACCAUCUUGAUGUAAAAACUGUCAAAGAACUUCAUCAGAGGUUUGGAGAUCAGCUUAAGUGGUAUGUUCCUAAUGGGCUAAAAUCAUGGAUGGCAAGCAGCGGCUGUAAAAAUGCUGUAGAACUUGAAUGGUGGGAAGAGGCAGAGCUUUCAAAGAAAACUGAUGCAGAAAUUCAAAGCCACAGCACUGUUAAGUUUGUCUUCACACCAACGCAACAUUGGUGUCGUCGCUCAGCCACAGAUAAAAACCAGGUGUUGUGGGGAAGUUGGACUAUCCUAGGGCCUAAGCACAGAUUCUUCUUUGCUGGUGAUACUGGUUACUGCAAAGGAUUCAAGCAGAUUGGAAAACGCUUUGGACCAUUUGAUUUUGCAGCAAUACCAAUUGGUGCCUACAAGCCAAGAUGGUUUGCACAAUUUGCACAUGUUGAUCCAAAAGAAGCUGUUUGUAUUCAUGAAGAUGUUCAAUCUCACUGUUCCUUAGGAAUUCAUUGGGGAACAUUUCCCACCGGAAAAGAGCAUUAUAUGGAUCCACCUAAAGAUCUUAGUGAAGCACUCAAGGAAAAAGAAAUACCAGAAGACAGCUUCUUUACCAUGAAACAUGGAGAAACCAGAGUCAUAAAAUGAAAAAAUGACAACCACAAUUGAAAAGGGUACUGGGAAAUUUCUGCUUAAAACUGGAGGAUUGAAAUCUUCAGUAAAGACCCAGUCUAAACAAAAUUGCUUACAGAAUAAAUUUUGAUAUUCAUGAUGAAUUUUGGGGUCAUAAUAAUUUUAAAUAAGUUAACUCUGCCUUUUCCUUUGUUCCAGAUUUUUUUAGUUCAUUGAAUUUAUUUUUAUUUUCCAUCACAUAUAAAAUAACAACAAUUUACAACAACUGGCUCCAAAAAAAAAAAAAAAGAGAAGUUAAUUUAACUUUGUUCCAGUUAAAGUACCAUGGCCAUAUUGUAAACAAAGGAAAUACAAAACUAGCUAAUUUUAAAUUACUUUGACCCAAUGUCCUAAGGCUUUUAAACUACAACAAAAUAAACAUAUUGCUUAACUGUAAUUUUUAUCAUUAUUAUUUUGGCAUCUUAA